Messenger RNA from Mesocricetus auratus (golden hamster), 3163 nucleotides. It is a transcript of the gene Antkmt, whose product is annotated as adenine nucleotide translocase lysine methyltransferase. Gene Ontology annotation, biological process: regulation of mitochondrial ATP synthesis coupled proton transport; positive regulation of proton-transporting ATP synthase activity, rotational mechanism; peptidyl-lysine trimethylation. NCBI's taxonomy places the organism in Eukaryota, Metazoa, Chordata, Mammalia, Rodentia, Cricetidae. The coding region runs from base 2433 to 3122 and encodes 229 amino acids. The transcript has 5 exons. The record is from RefSeq and is a predicted model, not a curated record. Gene Ontology annotation, cellular component: mitochondrion. Gene Ontology annotation, molecular function: protein-lysine N-methyltransferase activity.
UAUCCUUGGGUCUUAGAGCAGCAGUGCUGAAACUCUCAAGACUUGGGCUAAUUGAGGUCCUUUAGGGGACCCGGGGGGGCAAGCAGACAGACACCACUUCCAGGUCUGAACUAGGUCUGUUGGGGGGGGGUGCUGAAGUCUGGCAGGGUGCCAUUCCCUUCCGUGGUCCUUGUGAGCCUUACAGUCAUCCUUGGCCUGGUCCCGCCCUUGGGGAAGAAUGGGCCCCUCUGUCCGGAGGCCCCUGCGACGUGCUGAGCAUCCAGACAUGGCAAAGCGCCUGCAGGGUGUGGGGUCUCCACUGCAGGAUCCUGCUUGGUCGUUUCCGGCGGGAGAAGUGCACAAUGGGGUCUCUAAGGAGUAUUUCCCGCCACUGGCCCCAUUGUUGCUGUCCCUGCCUUCCUCCUGGGCCUCUUUAUUUCAUAAAGGGCAAGCGAGACCCUGGGCAGACAAAGCCAGUGGCCUGAAAUCCUUAAGUGAGGUGUGCACUAGGUUCCUCAGGCACCAACCAAGCACAUUCCUGCCACCUCUCCCUCAGUUCUGAGAAACUGCUUCAGCUCCAGUGCUGAGUGGAGUGGAGUUCCAGAAAUGGCUUUCUGUCCUUGCGCCCUCCCUUUAAGCCUUUCACCCAUAAUCACCCCAGUGGGCUAUUCAUUCUUUGGUAAGAAACAGACUGAGAGUGGGACACGGCUGGGGAGGGACCAGACAUAUGGUUCCUUGCUUCAGACUUUGCCAAUGAAGGUACCUGGUGGUGGUGUCACACCCUACACAGACCCUGGAAUGGCUACCUCUGAAUGUUUAUAGGCAGAUCGCUUAAAUAGCACCUGUGCAUAUUCUGGGGUUGGGCAGAGAGCAUGCUCCUUUCACUGAGACUGCCUGCUGAUGGAGUGGGAGGGGGAUGAGGGCAAGAGAUCACUCCUGAAGAGCAGGUGACACCAUUUUCUUCCACCAUCUAUCUGCCUCCGAGCUGGCUCCCUGCUGCUUGCUGUCAUUUCCCCAAAUUCCAUGAAGUGCUAAGGGCUUAGCCCAGCUCCUUUCCACCUGGGUGUGGGGGAAGACUGGCCGGAUGGUCUCAUGUUUGCUCUAGGGAACAAGCGAUGAAGGCCCCCAGAGUGGAAGCAGAGACCGCAAAGGGGGAUGGUGUUUGUGAGCAGGUGGACUGAAACCACAGGAACUAGGCUGGGAAAACCUGUGUGAACCAGAGCCACCUCCAAGUAGAGCCCUGGCAGCUGAGGAGCAGGGUGCUUUGUGUGGGUGCCAGUGUCAGGUAAAGUUGCCAGGGCUUUCUGGGUGCUCCAGGCCUGCGAAUACUGCCAGGAGCAGCAGAUAAGAAUAGCUGUGCCCAAGCAACCCUGUCUAGAAUUCUGUGUGGGAGGGCCCCAUUACAGUUCUUCCAGUGACCAGAUUCUGAGCUGGACGCAGCAGAGCCUCUCAGCAGAAUACACAUACUCCUGCUGCCUCGGCACAGCCGUCCUUCAGACUGUUUUGGAGGAAAACAUUCUGCACCUGGGAGACAGGGGGGUGGUCUUGGGCAUGCUCUAUUUGGGAGUCUCACUAUCUCUGCUGGAGAUAGCUGAGGAGAAUCAGGUCAGGACUGUGCAUAGACAAGGAGGACCUGACGUUUACUGCCAUUUAGCAGUGAUUGACUCAAGCCUUUCUCUAUUUCCAUGCUGGGCCUUACUAGGAGUCACUCAACCCUUUAUUUUUGAAGGAAGGAGAUCUUCCGGGCUCCUGGGCUGUCUUUCACCCCAGGCUGGGCCAGCUGCCAGCACCCAGCCUCUCACAUCCGGCCGCCUCCCUCCCUACUCACUAGACUGCCAACAUCUGUCUGUAUCUGCCCGCCCCUCUCCUUCGACCCCAGAACAUGCUCUAUUUCCCUCUUAAUUGUCGUCGCUGCCGGAGGGACUGAAAGGACGUCCUCCGUGGGUUGCUGUCGGGUGUUUGGUAGGCUUCAGGAAGUGUUGGUCAGCAGAAUCCACAUGAGAAUGACUCACAAUAAUAUUGUCCCCUGUUUUAACAGGGGCUGCGGGGCAGGAGCAGUAUGGCCUUAGGGAGACCCAGAGCUGAGAUUCCAUAUAGUUGUCUGCAGGGUAGACCCAGAGGCUGGCUGGCCUUUGCAGAUCUUGGUCCUAAGACCUACAAACCUUGUAAGGCUCGCCUAUCGCCUGUGUCACUGGGAUCCAAUACCAUUCCCCGGAACCCACAGGAGGGGUCACGCCCAGCUGGGCGGAGAAAAAUGAGUGACGGACUGGCCCCACGGGCUCCUUCCACUUCCGGCAUCUCAUAACCACCUCUUCCUAGACUUACACGGUCGCUGUCACGGUUGGGUAGGCACCAGGCAGAGAGAGUACGGCUCAGGCCGGCAGGGCAGCCACCUCCAGCUCCCGGCUGGGGGGCCUUGGAAAGGACGGCCCUGAACUGCGUGUCUCUCAACCAUGGAUCAUGACGAACCGGCCGAGGCCUUGACUGCGCUGAGUGAGAGGCGGCUGGGCUUGCUGGAGCUAUUGCAAACGGCGGCAGGCUCCGGGUUGGCCGCCUACACCGUGUGGGCGCUGCUUCUGCAACCCGGCUUCCGCCGCGUGCCUCUGAGGCUGCAGGUGCCCUACGUUGGCGCGAGUGCCCGGCAGGUUGAGCACGUGCUGUCAUUGCUGCGAGGCCGCUCUGGAAAAAUGGUGGAUCUAGGCUCUGGUGAUGGCAGGAUCGUGCUGGCGGCCCACCAGUGUGGUCUCCGUCCAGCUGUGGGUUAUGAGCUGAACCCGUGGCUUGUGGGACUUGCACGGCUGCAUGCCUGGAGGGCUGGUUGUUCUGGGAGUGUCUGCUACCAUCGAAAGGAUCUCUGGAAGGUGAGCCUCAGAGACUGUCACAAUGUGUCUGUGUUCCUGGCCCCCAGUGUGCUGCCACUGCUGGAGGACAAGCUGCAAGCAGAACUACCUGCAGGGGCCCGUGUGGUGUCUGGACGCUUCCCCCUUCCCACCUGGCAGCCUGUGGCUGUGGUGGGUGAGGGUCUGGACAGAGUCUGGGCCUAUGAUGUCCAUGGUAGUGGGCCAGCCGUGGCUUCUUGUGGGAUGCCCAUCAAGGCCAUCCCAGAGUCUACUUCUACCUCCAUCCUUAGGACUGUCGUUUGACAGGCUGGCUGACUGAUAUAAUAAAAACUCUGAGAGUUCAA